This is a messenger RNA of Annulohypoxylon maeteangense, 3671 nucleotides long. RefSeq lists its product as uncharacterized. The coding region runs from base 258 to 3539 and encodes 1093 amino acids. The record is from RefSeq and is a predicted model, not a curated record. The transcript is spliced from 2 exons. Gene Ontology annotation, molecular function: structural constituent of nuclear pore. Gene Ontology annotation, biological process: protein import into nucleus; mRNA export from nucleus; positive regulation of DNA-templated transcription. NCBI's taxonomy places the organism in Eukaryota, Fungi, Ascomycota, Sordariomycetes, Xylariales, Hypoxylaceae. Gene Ontology annotation, cellular component: nuclear pore outer ring.
GCUUCGCGCUGUAAAAUUAAAAAUUUAUCUAUUGACAUCAAAGUGCAAGGGAACAACAAUAUCCAACGUCAACAUCAACGUCGAGGUUUAUAUUUGCGCUUCGUAAUCCCAUAUUCAACUGCCUAUUUUUAGAUUGAUUGAUGGAGUUUCGUAGCCAGAUUCAUCCACUUUCUCUAGUGUUGUCCUAAUGCCCCUUUGAAUUCUCAAUCUGCAAGGACGGCCAUUCGAAGGAGCUUCUCAGCUCCACCAUAGUCAACAUGUCUUACCGAUUUUCGAACAUGAGCUCGUCGCCAUCCACUCCCGACAGAGGCUCCAGAAAAGGCACGUCUGGUUUCGGUUACACUGCAGAGCACCCCUCCACUACUCCAAUCGGUCAUCCUCCGCCCUCUUCUGCUCCGUCCUUCACCCCAGCUGGCGAACCGUCUCCUUCUUAUUUACAGAGUUCUAUCGGCGCCAUGACAGGCAAGAUUAAGACCCCGAAUUUUGGAAGACCAAAUCUAUCACAAUCCAAGCCAAGUCGCAGUAACGCGCCUCUUGGGAGAUCAAUUCGAGGAUCUGCAAGACAGCCUUCUGGUCUUAGCAGGGAAUAUCACGGAGAAGAUGAGGAUGAUGACGAAGAAGAGGAUGAAGAGUACGAUGAUGGCAGAAGAGGAAAUGCACGGGUGAAUCGUGCAGGUACCUACGGUAUAUCAUACGAUGACACGACCGAAGGCGAAGAUACCGAACCUGAUACCACGAACCCACUAGACGAUGAAGAUGAAGACGACGAGGACGAAGAUGAUGAUAUGGAUAUCAUGGAGGAUGAUGGAGCUGAUUAUGAUUUUGAAGAACAUUUACUGAGGGAACUAGCUGACACUGAGCCUUAUGAUGACCCAUUAGCUGAUGGCGACCUAAUGAUGCUUACGACAACCGCUGCCGACGAACGUAUUAGUAGGGAAGCCGAUGACAUUUUCCGAGCUUCGUCCAUGCGCUCUACCGCGGCCCGAAAGCGAGAGUUGAAGUACGCUUCCCUUGCGAAGGACUUGUACAGCCAAUCAUCGUUCGCGGAGAUAUCUGAGCCGGAUACGGUCAUAAUCCAAACCGAAGAGGUCAUCAACAAGCUCUACGACGAGGGCGUAGGUUCCGAGGACGAUGAGGAGAAACUUGAUGAUACCUUGGCUCAUGCUUGUGUUAAACUUGUCACUGAAAUAUGGAAUCCAUAUUUGGAAGACCUCCCUGACGUCCAUGAUGAGCAUGCGGCCAAGGUAGGACCAAGCGCUCAAGCACCACCCUUUGUGAAGGCUCUGUACCUGGCUACAUUAGCCCUCCGCAUUCACCAUACACCUACAACCAACGAUGACUUUGGCGGGGCUAGAAAUCGGUUACUACCUGCUAUUCUUUUUGAUUGGCAGGAGGACGAGCACAAUCUUGAUCCGGAGCAGAUAAAUUCUGUCCUACGCCACCGUCCCUCUCCCGCGGCGCAUGGACUGUUCUGGCAAGUCGUUUUUAAUGCCCUCGUACGUGGCAAUAUUUCCAAGACAGUCGAACUUCUCAGAUUUGCUGGCUGGGAGUCUGUCAAGAAGUCACCACGCGGCGAAUCCGUUUAUAGUGGCCAGGUUUUAGCUAAUAUCAAACGCGUGGUCGAGGAUUUAUGCCUAGUCAUAGAGAUGUGUCCAGCACAUACCAAUGGAAGCUGGGAUAUCCAAAACAGUGAUUGGACCUUGUUCCGCCUGAAGGCCAAAGCUGCUAAGGAAGGACUUAUCACAUUCACCGAAGGAAAAGAGCGAACUUUCUCGUCGAACCGAUUUAGUGAUUCCGAUUUCGGCGACUCUGUAGAUGGACGACAAUCGCUCGCGGGACUUGCUCGAAAAGCAGAAAGCAGAAUUCCUUGGGACGUAUACGAAAAUCUUCAAUCUCUCUACGCUAUUCUCGUUGGAGAAUCAGAGGCUAUUCUUACGGCUGCACAAGAUUGGUGUGAGGCAACUAUUGGCUUGUUCGGGUGGUGGGACAAUGGCCACAACCAACGGAACCUUGGCCUAUCCCAUCCAAGAUCGCUUCAGAUGGACGGUCAGCCUGGAGGAGAUGACGACUUCCUAGAUCGCCUUUCCCUUUCCCUUCAAACUGCCACGGAAACUAAUUUUCACAUUAAUUCUGCUGAUUCUGUCGAAGUAUCCGUCGCUUCAGCAUUUGAGGGUAAUAUUGAAGGCGUUAUCGGGUUUUUAAGAUUGUGGUCACUACCCCUCGCGUCAUCGGUGGCUGAGGUUGCUUCGUUGGGUCGAUGGCUGCCUCCGCAAGAGCCGCAGAAUCUCAUUAACAUGAGUGAUUUUGAUAUGGAAGAGUUAGAAGUUCUAGGGAUGAACCAGAGCACGGGGUCGGACGAGAAAGACGGAAUCAAGGAUACAACCCUAAUCCAUUAUGCUCGUAGUCUAAAGGAUUGCAAGCAUAUAUCAGGUCUUGGUCUACAAGGCAAAGUUUCCAGAGAAGGAUGGGAGAUGGCAGUUCAGGUCGUUGGCCGAAUGGAUUCUCCCGAACGCUCCGAGCAGUUGGUGCAAGAAUUAUUACAGGGCGUGCUGGGCACAAUCAAUGAGGACUCUCGUGAGACAGUUGAUAAGAUCUGGAGACUAUUGAACGAACUUGGAAUGAUCAAUUUUGCUGAAGACACGGCUGAGUCCUUCGGUGAUAUACUCGCAAAAGACACAUUCCGUUUUGGCGAGGCUCUCUGGUAUUACGCCUUAGCGCACCGUCCUGGCAAGGUCCGCGACGUUCUUAACACUUUAACUUCUAUCUCUCUUGUGGAAUCCACAACGUAUCCGCCAGAGAGUGAGUUAGAUGAUACCCUAAAGGAACUACUGAGAGAGCGUACAGCAACGUUGGAGCAGUUCGCGAAGCGAGAUCUCGAGGCAGCAGAACUUCUUGGCAAGAUGCUAAGUGGGUAUGCUACGCUCAGAAAAUUCUACGAACUUCGUGACGGAGACGGCAAAACGAGACAGAAAUCCCUAUUGUCCCGUCAACAAGCCGCUACCGCCUUGACAGCCGUCAUUGCUAGCGCUGAUGACAAUAUCCGAGGUGGUCUAUACGACGACACGCGCGAUGCGGUAGUUAGUGAAGAUUUCUUGCUGGCAUUGCUGGGUGAGGCUUCGGUGUUUGUGGGUCAGUCGCCACCAGUGAUUACUCUCGACCAAAUCGAUACUCUACUCAAAGCUAUCGAGGAUAUUCAAACCGUCGGGUCUCGGGUCUAUGACGCCUCCGAUGAAUUCUUCAAGUUAGUCCUCACCUCGGGGCACGGGAAGGGAUCGACGCCCGCAGAUCUUCUUAAACAAUCUACGUCUUCUUUGGGUGGCAGUUUUAUGAUGACCGGCAGCUCAAUGAUUGCUUCUCAGCUCCGGCAGUCCGUAGUCAAGAGCGGUGUUAUGAAGGGUCCUGUUAAGCGAGCUUGGGAUUGGAGAACAAGCGUGCUCUCGGGUAGCAGCUCUAGUGAUGUGCUGAGGCAGAUUAGACUAGGUCUAACAAGGGACCUAGCCAACCUUUGGCUUGAACAAGCGGAUAGUGUCAUCCUAUAAUAAUAAUGGCCUACCGUGCAGUUCGGAGCUUGAGAAGAUCCUUCACAGGUAGUACAGCAUUGAGUUGGCGUUUGGCGGCGUUGAGAACCGGAGAGCCAUGAUUGGCUAAUGUACCGAGUAAUACUAUCACGA